Mytilus californianus (California mussel) is the source of this 7541-nucleotide messenger RNA. Its product is annotated as glucose dehydrogenase [FAD, quinone]-like. The record is from RefSeq and is a predicted model, not a curated record. NCBI's taxonomy places the organism in Eukaryota, Metazoa, Mollusca, Bivalvia, Mytilida, Mytilidae. The coding region runs from base 129 to 1949 and encodes 606 amino acids. The transcript has 12 exons. Gene Ontology annotation, molecular function: flavin adenine dinucleotide binding; oxidoreductase activity, acting on CH-OH group of donors.
GAAAAAAGCGAGGUCAAAAUCUAGAGGAUUAAUAUUGUAUCACCGAAGCCGAAGCCUUGAUCAAAGGUCGAAAAUUAUAUGUUAAUAAGAUUUACACCUAAGUAUAUUUUAGAGAGGCAGUAUACAACAUGUGUUUUUCAUGGAUGCCUAUAGCAGUAUUGGUUGUAGCAGUAAUUGCUGGUUAUAUUUACUUCAACAAACCAUCAGAUAUCUACCUCAGCCGACCACUCAACUCAACAUAUGACUAUAUUGUUGUUGGAGCAGGUUCUGCAGGUGCAGUAGUAGCCAAUCGUCUGUCAGAAGACAAAGAUACUUCUGUCCUAUUGAUAGAAGCAGGUGGUUCAGAAUUAGGAAUUCUAGAGUUUGAAAUCCCAGCAGGGUUUAUUGCCCUCCAGAGGACUGAGAGUGAUUGGGAGUAUUAUACAGAACCUCAAAAGUAUGCUUCACAGAGCAUGAAAGAAAAGAGAUCAUACUGGCCAAGAGGACGAGUACUUGGUGGAACUAGUAACCUUAACAACAUGGUCUACAUCAGAGGUAGUCGCCAUGACUUUGAUCAUUGGGAAAAAGAAGGGUGUAAUGGAUGGAGUUAUAAAGAUGUUUUACCCUAUUUUAUAAAAGCAGAGGACUUUCAAAUGGAUGAAUAUGCCGAUUCAGGUUACCAUGGUAAAGGAGGCUACCAAACUGUAUCAGAAAGUCUAGUGACAGAGUUAAGAGACAUUUACAUGGCAGCAUCGGAAGAAGCAGGCUAUAAAACUGUUGACUGUAAUGGGGAGAAUAUGAUUGGAUUUUGUAAGAUGCAGUCAUCUAUUAGGAAUGGACAGAGGUGGAGUACAGCUAAGGCCUAUCUCAGACCUGUCAUGGAGAGAGAAAAUUUACACAUUAGUAUCAAUUCUAUCGUUACUAAGAUAAUAAUAGAGAAUAAAAAAGCUGUUGGUAUUGAAAUGAUUAAAGAUGGCAGGAAGAAAAGAAUCAUGGUGAAAAAGGAAGUAAUUGUAUCAGCAGGAAGUGUAAAUUCUCCUCAGUUACUGAUGCUUUCUGGGAUAGGUCCUAAACAACACUUAGAACAGUUUAAGAUCCCAGUGCAUGCUGACCUUCCUGUGGGAUCUAACUUACAAGAUCACAUGUUCUGUAGUUUACCUAUUUAUGCUAAUGUGUCAUAUGGUAUAGACAUUAUUAAAGCUACCAGUAUCAAAACACUCCUACAAUAUUUUCUCUUUGGAAAAGGUUAUUUGACUUCCUCAGCUUUAGAAGCCACUUUGUAUACACAUUCAUCCAAGGGAGAUAAAUCUUUCUAUCCAGACAUACAGCUGCAUUUUCUCAGUAUAUCAUUUGAUCCAAAUAUGGCGAAGAAAUAUAAUCCAAACAACAUGGAUGAUGAGUCGAUUGAGAAUAUGAUUAAUUCUAAUAUUGAUGCAUCAAUGGUGAUUAUGCCAACAUUGAUUCAUCCGAAAAGUCGUGGAGAAAUUCGUCUUAAAAGUACAGACCCAUUUGAUCACCCUGCUAUAGACCCUCACUAUCUAGAACAGAAGGAAGAUGUGAAUGUUUUGAUAGAAGGUAUCAGGGUUGCACAAAAGUUAGUCAAAACAAAAGUACUUGAGAAAUUUGGAGCAAAAGAAGUGAAUCUUAUUGCCCUGAAUCCUAAAUGUUCACAUAUAGAAUAUGAUUCUGAUGCAUUCUGGGAAUGUGGUAUACGUAAUGCAGCUCAAACUGUUUAUCAUCCAACAAGUACAUGUCGUAUGGGUGCUGCCAAUGAUCCUACUGCAGUAGUCGACUCUCAGCUUAGGGUGAAAGGAAUAGCAGGCCUUAGAGUGGUAGAUGCAUCUGUCAUGAGAAAUAUUCCAUCAGGCAAUACAAAUGCUCCAUCCAUCAUGAUUGGGGAGAAGGCAUCGGAUAUGAUCAGAGGAAAGGAUACAGUAGCAGAUAUUAGAGCAAAGACAAAGAAUUUAUAAUAGUUAAUUAUUUGUAUUGAUUACUUUUGAUAUGAAACAGAUGCAAACAUCAGAGGUCUCGGUCAUAAAGCUUUAGUCGGUACUCAUGAGUAUAAAAUUUGUGCUCGAAACAAUAAAUCCAGUAUUUUGAUUGGUUGAUUUUUGAGUCUGAGUAUCAUACUCAAAGGUUUUAUGACCACAAGGUCGUGACUGAAAAUUGAUAGAAUAGUAGUACAUGUACAUACAUGAGAAAAUCAUACAAAUGACAUUAGAUUAUACAUUAUAUCAUAAAAUUGUGUUUGCACUGUUUUAAUAGUCCAGGGGGAUAUCAGGUUAAUUAAGGAAUAACAGUACUGUAGUUGAAGAGUUGCCACCGUCAAUUGGUGAUUUGAUGGUCGCAAAUGCAGUUUUACUGGCGACGGCGGAAACUAUUCAACUAAAGUACUGUUAUUCUGAUUCUAAUGCAUUACAAAAAGAAAUAAUACAUUAGAGCCUGAAAAAAUGUAUAAAUUUGAAAUAAAAUAAAAUCCCACGAAACUUCAUGAAUGAUUUUGGCAUAAAGAUGUCAUGGCUAAACGUGACGUGACGUCAUACAAAUGAAAACUUACAAACUGAAGGUUAUUACGUUACCUCUACGAUUCAAAUUUAGAUAAAAUCACAUCAAAACUGUGAUUUUGAAGAGGUGUUGUUUUAUUUUUGAUAAUAUUGUAGUAAUCAAACAUUUGUUGAUCCAAGCAAUUCAAAAUAGCGGGUUCCUCCUUAGUUACGACACGUCAACUGUGGAUUUGAUGGUAACUUUUAGCCAAUGAAAAAAAUUGUUACAUAAAAAUUGCAUUGGAAUGAUCUAUUAUCACUUUACCUGUGUCACUUCCUCACAUAAUACUAUAAUGAUCAAGUUCAGACCAUUUACUUCAAGACUUUUGAGGAAAUGCUAUCUACAAUUUUGAUUACAAAAUUAAAAUACUUUUUUAUUCAUCAAAGUAGAAAACAGUGAAAUGUGAUGUUAUUUACUACGCAAAAUAUUAUGCAUAAGUGGAAGAGUCCCCCUUUCUUAACAAAUAUAAUAUUAUAUUGUACUAAUAUCAUUAUAAACAUGAAAUAAUGUUAUGUCGAAUUUCAAUUUUAAAGCAAAUUUUAGUCAUAUUAAAGCAAUUUUACAUGUAUGAAAUUAGAAAAACCAAUGAUUUACUGCCACUUGAUGGUCAGAAGAAAUUCUGUAUUGUAAAUGCAGAUUUAUUCAUAAUUUAUAAUCAAGUAAAAACUUCUAAUUUAUAUAUUUACUUUAUUAAUUUAAUUUUAUAAUUUUACAUGUUUGUUUAUGAUGCAUGUCCUGAUUGAAUCAGAUUUGGCAGAGCAUCAAUGAUGCAUGUCCUGAUUGAAUCAGAUUUGGCAGAGCAUCAAUGAUGCAUGUCCUGAUUGAAUCAGAUUUGGCAGAGCAUCAAUGAUGCAUGUCCUGAUUGAAUCAGAUUUGGAAGAGCAUCAUUGAUGCUUUGAUUUUUUUACUGUUGUAUUUUGAUUGUAUAAAGCACACUGUUGCCAUAUUAUGUUUAUUUUUUUAAGAGUAAUCUUUUUAAAUGUUGUCUAUUACUUUUUUAUGAUGAGUUUACAUUAUCAGGAUGAUUGGUUUUUAUGAUUUUGUUGUUGUCAUAAUUUGUUAUCAAUUUUUGUGGAGCCUGCAACAUUUUUCGCAUUAGAGACAUAACGAUCCUCAAUUGCAUAGUUGGCUUCUUCAGUUCAGUUUGAGGUUUAAGUUUUUUUAAACAUCAAUAACUUUGUCAAACCUUUAUGGAAUUUUAUGAUACUUGGACAAAAGCUUUUUUAUAAGAAAUCAGUAUCCAGAGCUAAAUUUGGAAAAUACUUUUUUUUCAUUUUUCCAUAUUUUACUGAAUUUUUAGCAGUUUAAAUAUAGAUACUGUCUUGGGUAAAAGUUUUUAUAACAUUAAUAACUUUUUACACCUUUAGCGAAUUUUGCAAACAAACCUUUGGCAGAAGAUGUUUUAAGAUUAAGAGAUAAUAUGUAAAGCAAAAUUUUUAAAAUAUAUUUUUUAAUUUUUCCAUUUUUUACUGAUAAAUGGACUUAGUUUUGAUUUGCAGUUAACAUUAAGAUAUAGUCUAAGGUUAAAGUUUUUCAGAUUUUAAUAACUUUGUCAAUCCUUCAUGGUAUUUAAAAAUAUAUAUACAGUAUUUUUCCAUAUUUUACUGAUAACAUUACUUUGUAUUUUCUGCAGUUUAAGAUACUGUAUGGAUUUUAAUUGUGUUUUACAUCGAUUACUUUGACACCUUCAUCAAACUUAGGAAAAAGCUUUAGUUACCAUUCAGAAUAAAGUCUGAAGCAAAACUUUAAAAUAUAUUUUUCAUUUUCCUGUAUUGUACUGACAGUUGUUUAAUUUGCAUUUAACAUUUACAUACAAUCUGGGAUUAAAUUAUUUAGACGUCACUAACUUUCAUGCAAUAUUUAUGUUACUUGCACAGAAGCGUUUCAAGAUCUAGAAAUAGCAUCUAAAGAACAAUAGUAGUAUUUUACUGAUAAAUAGACUUUUAGCAGUCAGCAUGACACUUUUACACAGACAGCAGCAAUCGCAGGCGAUACAGUGUUCCACAGUAUUCAUAUUGGGAUGAAUAAACAUUACCUAAGACAGGGUCACUAAGAUAGGAAUGACUGUAUUGUUUGGAUGUUAUCCCCAGAUGACAAAAUGAUCAAUAGUCUUUUUAUUUUAGGUUAAAAAUACUCCAUUGAUUGAUGAUCAUUGAUUUGAUAAACACCUAAAUACAGAAAAGAUAGUGCAGUCAAACCUGGUUAAGAGACAACCUGUAUUAAGCAAAAACCUGGGUAAUAAGACCAUCAAUUUUAGAUCCCUCUGCAGUGCAUUUCAUAUAGAUUGAACCUGUAUUAAAAGACCAUCUGUCUUAUGAGACCACUUUUUUGCUCUCCUUUAAGUGAAAAAUUAAAACAGGUUUCAUUGUACAGAUGUACUUUUAUUUAGAUGAGAUAUCUCCUGGUAUCUUAUCACUGGAUGUUAAGCAACCAACAAUCAAUCAAUGUCCUGGUAUCUUACCACUGGACGUUAAGCAACCAACAAUCAAUCAAUGUCCUUGUUUCUUACCACUGGACGUUAAGCAACCAACAAUCAAUCAAUUUCCUGGUAUCUUACCACUGGACGUUAAGCAACCAACAAUCAAUCAAUGUAUUUGUAUCUUACCACUUGACGUUAAGCAACCAACAAUCAAUCAAUGUCCUGGUAUCUUACCACUGGACAUUAAACAACCAACAAUCAAUCAAUGUUCUGGUAUCUUACCACUGGACAUUAAGCAACCAACAAUCAAUCAAUGUCCUUGUUUCUUACCACUGGACAUUAAGCAACCAACAAUCAAUCAAUCAAUCUUCUGGUAUCUUAUACUUUAGAAAAUGAAGUCAGUUAUCCUCAAAACAUAAAGCAAUUAUAUUUUUUAUGUUGAAAAAGAAAAACAAUAAGCGAAAAGAUAUGUGAAGCUAAUUGUUUUUUUAUAUGUUAUGUUUGUCAACCUUCACUCAGGAUUAUUAAAAAUGAACUAAUUUUUUUCUUAGUACAUAAUUUAUAUUGAAUCAUUGUUAUAUGGUUGUCUUGUCUUUUUUUUAUUUUCUCAGAAUAAUUUAAUUAAUUCAAUGAACAUUCAGUGGAAAAAUUAAUUCCAUGCACAAGAAUUUAUCAAACAUUUCAAUUUAUGGUUAAUUAACCCAUCCAUGAGAGCCUCUUAAUAGACUGUGAUAUGAGUAUUUUUUAAUGAAGUUUUUUUUACCCUGUAUAGGUAAAUGUUUCUAAUAGUUCAGGUUUGAUACAUGUUUGUGAUUUAUUAAUUUUUUUUAGAAUAUGCUCAAACAUUUAAAGGUUUUUAUCAAGAAAUAGAAUAAAAUAUUGUUUCAGAUAUAAAAAUAAUGGAAAUACUGUGGAUUCAUUAUUAUUUGUAGGAUACUAAUUUUCUUCGAUUUCGUGGGUACAGGUGAACAAUGAAUUUCAACGUUCGACGAAGUACAAAUUGUUUAUAGGCUUGUAUGCAGACUUUGGCAAAACAACGAAAUCAAAUAUCCAUGAAAACAUAUUUUUUCCUCAAUCCACGGAAAUUGGUAUGCACGAAAAAUAAAUGAAUUCACAGUACAGUGAAAUCUUGAUAAAAAAAAUAUGUGGUUUGCUUCUUGGAAGUUGACAUGUCUUUCUGCACACUAUUAACCCCAAGCUAGAUAAUUAAAAAUUAAACUUAGUACAGGAAAAAUAAAGUUUUAAUAACCAAUUUAAGCAACUAAUAUGAAAUCACUGUAACUACACAAAAAAAAUAACCAGAUUAGUAGAAAAUGUAUAUUUUUCAUUGAUAAAAUGUUGUAAUACAUUAUAUUCUUCCUUCAAACUAAUUCAAAUGUUCUUAUUUUUGUUCUCGGCCAGAACUUGACUAUUGCUUUGCAUGUACUUGAUUACCUACCUUUAAUGAAACUGAAAUCCCUUCUAUAUAUAUUUGUUUUCACUAUAUUUAAAGACUUAUGUAGAAUUAACAUAUUUUUUUGUCUUUUAUAGGAUAUAUAAUGUUGUAACCUGUAAUUGUCAUUGUAUGUACAGAUCAUCAAUUUUAAAUCAAAUGUCAUUCAAUUUUUUUGAAUAUGUUAGUUUUUUUAAAAAUCAGUCAAUAGUAAAGGUCAAAUUGACAUGCAUAAGCACACUUAUAUUCAGGUUUCAUUUAGUUCUUACAUUUUUAAAUACAAAUUGAUAUAAACAUGAAUAUGAUUUAGUAAAAAAAUUACUAAAAACUCAAAAAGAGACAUACAUUGUUGCACUAGCUAACCUAAUGUAAUAUCCUUAAUUGUAUGCUUAGUAUAGAAUACAAGUCAAUUUUAUACUCAAUACCAUUGUUAUGUAUCAGUUGUCUCUGAUGAUAUCAAAAUAAGUCACUGUUACACAGGCUACUGAAAAACAUCUAUUCAGAUAAAUAAUAAAGUUUUCCCUGGUACAACGUGUACAUGAUAUUACUUUUUCAAUAUCACACACACUAUCAACCCUCAACCAAAUACCUAGAGCAGAGCUCAAAGAGAUUAAUUUGGUGUCUCAGGUUGAUAUGGGCAUUAUAUUAAAAGAAUCAUAUAAUUUUCUCAAUUUUUCAACAUUUAAUCUGAAAAAAAAUUCACCAUUGUACAUGUACCUCAGAGCAAUGUCAUAUAUUUGGAGGGAUUUUACUCCCAUUUAACAGAGAAUUAUGCUCAUAAGCCAGAUUUUACCUCAUUACGUGUUUCACAUUCUGUAUACAACAUCAUGUUGAACAACUGUUGAUUUAUCUAAAUAUGUGACAAAGAGUACAACACCUUACAAGUUUAUAUCAGUUUCAUUCAAUACAUGGUACCACUCCCAGAGCAUUAAGUGGAAUUUUUUGGAGUGUGUACACUCAAGAUCUAUGACAGAGGUGAUCAAUGAUUUGUAACAGAUUGUGUCUAUGUGUGAAGAUACUCAUGGUGAAGAGGUAACUGUUUUGUGUUUAAAAUGAAAAAGUGCUUUUAUGUAUUUAUUUAGCUUUUUUACAUAUUUAUUGAAAACUAUUUCCAAAUUUUUUUAUAAGCGGAGCUAUCUUUAUAUGAAAAUAAAGUCUUAGAAAGUG